CUGAGAGUAUAUUUAUAGGUAAUAAGUGUCCAAGUACAAUAAGGAAACUGACUAAUAAUUAAUUCUAAUUAUUUCACUAUUACACCCCCUCAAUCUAUGCAGAAGGAACUACGCGUAGAUUGUCUCGUAAAAAUAAAAACUGCUGAGGAGCCAAACUCUUGUUGAAGAUGUCAAGCAGCUGAAACUGUUGGAUGUGUUUCGAAAAAACGAAGAACUAUUAAUUAAUAAAAAUAAUUAAUUAAUUAAUAAAAUAGCUAAAGAAAAUCGUGACUUAUCAUAUUUUUGUCCAAAAAUAUAAGUAGUCAUAUUUUUGUUCAAAAAAUAUAACUACUCAUAUCUAUAUCCUGAAAAACUCUGUUAGUAUACUUAGUAAUAGAGGUUGUGAAUAAAAUUAUUCUUUCAAUAUUUACUGUUGGAAAGCUUAAGCUUUUUACUGAGUGUGUGUUUUGUUUAACCCAAAUCGAAAUAAAUCGACCAAAAGCCCACCUCUGUGGAGGGGCAGCCAAAAGAUUACAGAAAAAUGGGCCUGAAUGGCAAAACCUAAUUUAUAAAAAAACGUAUCGUCUUCAAUCUCGAGCUCUCUUCCUCAAGCCAUUUUACUCGUUAAACCUAGCCUCGCUGCCUGAUUCUCUCUGUGCACGCAGCAAUGCCGCCGAAGUUCGACCCCUCUCAAGUCGUCGAGGUAUUCGUCCGUGUUACCGGCGGUGAGGUCGGAGCCGCCAGUUCCCUCGCCCCUAAGAUCGGUCCCCUCGGUCUCUCCCCUAAGAAGAUCGGCGAGGACAUUGCCAAGGAGACAUCGAAGGACUGGAAGGGCCUACGAGUCACCGUCAAACUCACCGUUCAGAACCGUCAAGCGAAGGUAUCAGUCGUUCCUUCCGCCGCCGCUCUGGUCAUCAAGGCCCUGAAGGAGCCAGAGCGCGACCGUAAGAAGGUCAAAAAUAUAAAGCACUCCGGAAACAUCUCCCUCGACGAUGUGAUCGAGAUCGCGAAGAUCAUGAGGCCACGGUCCAUGGCGAAGGACUUGAGCGGCACCGUAAAGGAGAUUCUCGGGACGUGUGUGUCGGUUGGGUGCACAGUGGAUGGAAAGGAUCCAAAAGAUUUGCAGCAAGAGGUUUCCGAUGGAGAGGUAGACAUUCCUUUGGACUGAAAUGCUGUUUAGAUCUCAGGAGAUAAAAUGUCUCUGUUUAUUUUUUUCUUCAUUCCUUGUAAGAGUUUUGGCUGAGAAAAUGUGGUUUUCUUCUUUCAGACUUUAGCAGCAGCUUCUCCUAUGCUCCCCUAUUGGAGUAUUGUUUGAUGGUUGUUAACAACUGAUGAUACAAUUUCUUGAAUGGAAAACUGUUUUCUCAGAUCAUUUAGUUUUCAUUUCAUAAAGCAAUCAAUCAUACCCCUACCCUAUUGUUACUACAUUGGGAUAAAAAGUUGCAA
This is a messenger RNA of Cuscuta europaea, 1425 nucleotides long. The record is from the annotation of a GenBank genome assembly. Lineage: Eukaryota; Viridiplantae; Streptophyta; Magnoliopsida; Solanales; Convolvulaceae.